AUGAUCAGGUUCGUUCAUAACUCGUUUUUUGAUUGGUUCAAGUGAUUAUGAGUUGGGAGGUCGGUUUUCAAGUGGGACUAGGGGUGUCAUUUUUCGUUUCUACGAUAUUUUUUAAACUUGGAAUUCAUAUAUUUAUUAAAUGAACAUAACUUGUUUGGUGAGGGUUAAUAAUUCGAACAUAGAGAUCGUAAAAGAAAAUUGAACUUCAUAAAUCUGGGAAAAAUUUAUGGCCCUCGACACAUUUUUAUAGCUUAUAAAUUUUUUUCUACCUUUUUUUCAUUUAAACGUUCUUUUUAGACUGGAAAAAUCACUUAUAUUCAAAGUUUUAUUCUCAAAAUUUUUUUAAAAAAAGCCUCCAGAACAUCUUUUUUUCUUAAUUUUUUUUCAAAAAAAUUUCGAUCUUUUUCUGAAAAAUUUCAUUGUUUUCUCAUUCUGUUUACUCUGAAAAAAAUUGUUCCAAUUUUUUUCGACUUGAAGUUAAGUUGUAUAUACUUCUUUAAUCGUUCUAUAAAUUUUAUGAUAUGAAUAAGAAGUGAUUGGGGAAAAACCUUUGUCCAUAUUAAGUCUCGAAAUUUGCUUUGUACCCGAUUUUGAGAGCCUCUUUUUGAUGUCUCGGAAUCAAAAUUUAGACUUUUUCAUUUUAAAUGAGUUUCCUGUUUCUUUCCAAAAUCAUUGGUGUUAAUUCUUCUCUGAGUUAUUAAGAUCCUGUUAUCUAGAACCAAUUUAUUUGAAAUCGAUUUUAAGGUAAUUUAACAAGUAGACCAGUUCGAAUAAAGUAAUCAUCUUGUUUUUUUGAAAAUAGAAGUCAGGAAAAAAUCAGAAAGAAACAGUAGUAACUUUUUACAGCGGUUGGAUUUUCAAUUUUUUUUUCAAAAACUCUACACUCUCAAAAAAGAGCUGAAUCUGAGACACUGAAAUUCGACUUUUGAGAGCCCCUAAACUUUUUUUCAAGCAUUUUUGAGACCAGAUUUGGAAUGAGCAAGAAAAAGCGCAUCUAAGGAGCCUGGUCUCAUUCAGAAGCCCCAUUGUGAGCUGAUAAGAUCUUCCAAUGAGAUUCACCAUUUUUCUAACCUGAUAGAUUUUCCUUUCCAAGGCUCAACUUUUACCUCUUCUGGAAUCUUCCAACUUCACUUUAGUCUUAAGACCGACAGUUCAAGUCUUUGUAGGAGAAAAAAGCAAAAAAAAAAAGUCCGCAACACUUAACGAAAAAGCUCUCUUUUUGAAGUGUACGCAAUGUCAAAGGGCGGCCGCCAUGUUGUCCGGGAGCAACACAUUUUUGCGGGCCUUCCUUUCACGGUCCUCACCUUUUUUUGCCGCUGAUUUCGUGUGCUCCUCGCACCGGUCAGCUCGGUGGGAGAUAGAAAAAAAAAACAAAUGGUGUACGCUUCUCGGUGGACACCUUUUAGUCGAGCAAUUAGGGGAGGAGCUCUAGGUAGAGGAGCAUUUCAAAAUAUUUAGUUUGGGGUAAGCUUUUCCAUCGGAGAGGUUGGGUAUGAUUUUUAACGUCAGAAAGCUGUAAUAGUAGCUUUUUCUCGAUGAUUUCAAAAAAUAGCACCAAUAUCAUGAAAAAUUGGAAAAAAAGCCAUAUAUUUUUUACUAUGUCAGCUUUCUUCUCUAAAUACUCAUUUUCAAGGAGAAAAUAGUCAAAAAUAGACUUUUUUUCAAGCAAAAACUUAGGCUCACUCUUGUGAAUCCUGUUUCAAGGAUCUAAGAUCAAAAAACGGUUAGAAGAGCUUUCUCGACAUCAGGUUUUUGCAGUUUGAAUGAUUUUCCAGUUUUUUUUCGCUUUGAAAGAAUGAUGCUUUAGUGAAUUUGAUAUUCAAGUUAUUCCAUGGAAAUUAGAUUUUUUUGUUUUUAGGUUCCUUUUUAGUUUGGACUUGCGAGAACUGAAGAAUUUGUUGGAAAAAAAACUUCAGAAAAGUGUAAAAAAAAACCUUUUCCUGGAUAAAAUUACAAACUUAUUUCGAAAAAAACAUAUAUGAGAGCUUACGGUUACAGAUCUUAUUAUUUCUUCAUUGCUAAAACUUCGAUACUUCUUGUGAAGGAGUUCUUGAGCUAUUUAUUUUUUUGGCUGGUAAAGAUUUUGAAACUUUUAAAAUAGUUCAUUUCGGAUUCUGAAGAGGAUUCCGCAAAAUUCAAUCCACUUUUCAAAGGAAGAUCCAAGUUUUUGAGUUUUUCUCCUGUUUUCAUGGGGAUUCAAAGCUUUUUAAAGAACUAUUUCUGGAUUUCUCUUUUUUUUUUUUACGAUAAACAGUGAUUCUGUUGCUCCAUUUGGUCCGAGAAUGUUUGCACUACCUGAUGCGUUUUUUUCUUCUCUCGCAGUUCAAACACUUUUUGGUCACUUCAAAUCUUCAAACUUUGAGUGCUGUUAGUGGCUCUGAAACACUUGCGGGGGCUAAUUGACGCUUUUUUUGAGAGAGGAGGAAGGGAUUGGAAGAUCUUCAAUAUGAAACUGAUAAAAAAAUUAUUGCAUUGAUACAGGUUUCAAAACCCAUUUAUGGUCAAUAUUAGGAAAAAUUUUUUUAUUUACUUCGUAUAUGAACCCAUUUCAGAUUGGAUAAAUAGAUAGAAAAAUUCAGAUUGGAUAAAUAAAUAGGAAGUCAAACUUGAUUUCAGGGGAAAAAUCAGAUUACAAGUUUUGAAAAAAGGCGAAAAUUUCCUUAAAAGGGAAAUAUUGAAUUUUUUUCAAAUUGUUUGAAUUUAAAAAUAUUUACUUUCAAUAAUUCCAUUAUCUAACCUGAACAAGUCCAUCUACAGUAAUACACAUGUCCGAAGCUACAGUAAUCUUAACAAAAAUUAACACCGUAGAGAUCUGCAUUCUUAAACUUUUUUCCACUUUAUCAAAUAUUAAACUCGGAUAUACUAAUGACAUCUCAAUUUACGAAUUUUGAGCUUGCCGUUUCAAUAUUUUUUUUAAAGAUUUGAAAUGAUCAAUAUAUCCACCAAACCAACUAGAAAAGUAUGACUGGCGUAAAAAUAGUCCUAGAAAUGUUCAUUUCCUCACAAAAUGACGAAUUAUUCCAUGCGCGAGAUCAUAUCAAAACAGUUCUCGAUUUCGAGACGCGCCUCACGUUUCAAUGGAGUGAACGCCAUGCGAAAUGUUGACCCACUGGCUUUUUGAGUCAACAAUUUUGGUGCGCAAUGACCGCCACACGGCGGCUUUUCGAGUAGGCCUCGAAUACCGUCGAGCUUGAUCACGCUUCCAAAAUGGGAUUAUUAUGGAAAAUUGAUAGUUCUUGAGUGCUUUUCGGGAUCUAUGAAGGGAGAAAAGGUUUCUUUCAGAGGCGGGGAAAAAUAAGUUUAGGAAAAAUGCUUUUGAAGGUUCUUUCUAACGCUUUUUCAUGACCUUUUCCUUUAUAGAAGUUCUUUUUAAGAUGAUAAAAAGAUUUUGAGAAGAGAAAACAGCUUCAGAAAAGCUGAUAAAACUUUUCUUGGAAAGAUAGCUUAAAAAUUUUUUUUCCCUCCUCAGGAACUAAAAAAAUAAGCCCUUUUUCCUCUUUUUGCCACCAAAAGUUUUUUUGGACUAUUUUUAGAUCGCUAAAGGGUUUCUGAACCCUUUUAAAGUUUGUUUGAAAAAAAUGAAGGAGGAAGGAAGUUAAAACUUUUCAAAAAUCCGAGAAAUUAUGAGUGAUUUCUCUGUAUUUUGUCAUCUUCUUUUUUUUUUGCAGAGUGACGCUCGUCAGUAUGUUGCUGGGCAUUACUGCCGCGCAGUAUUCAGCACAGCGACCAACAGGUGAAAAAAAUUGAGGUUGAACCAUAUCCGUGUUUCAGCGAAAUCGCCAGAGACGAUGGAGAUGGUUCCGGCUUGGUACACCUUGCCGAAGGCUCCACAGGCCGCGCCGCCGUCUUUUUAUGAACGUCGGGAGCCGACCUAUGACCGGAUCGAGCGGCCGCCAAUUCAGCACACCAAUUCUUAUGCUGGGUUGGUUUCAGCUUAUCUUUAAAGUUUUCUCAAAAUCAAGGGCCCAAAAUAAUCUGGUCUGAAUUCCAACUUCUUGAAAGAUUCUGUCGGCUUCAUCAGGUUCAUUGCUUUUGUUCUAUACUUUUAUUAGACCGAAAAAAAGAUACUUGAAAGAUGCUAUGAAAUAUAUAACGGUUUUUACAAUUCUGUGAACCUUUAGAAGCCCUAACUUGACUUAUCUUGGUCAGAUACCCGAUGUCUGAGGCCCUUAGGACUGAUUCCAGUUAUUCUCAUGUUUCGAAGCUCCAACCUGACCUCUUUCGUUGCAGAUACCCCUCGUACACGAACCGACAGCCGUUCGACUCGCUGUCGUCGUUGGCCGCCUCCGGCGGCUCUCUGUCCUCCCUUCCCAACCGCCGAUACCCGUCGACGAACGUCGGCCCCGACGUGAGUGGUCGCCAUCACCGAGUUGCCCUCCACCACCACCACCACCACCAAAAUCACCAAAACCAACGUCACCUCCUCCCCUCUCACUUCCCCCCGGAGACGUCCUCGUCGGCCCCCACGCCGACGAGACGCCUUCUCCGCCUCCGUGGCACAAAACGGUACUCGCCGGCGGUGUGGUACACGAGCAAGGCAACCUCGCCCUAUAACGUGAUUGUGACGACGUCGGCGCCGACGUCGUCAGCGAUCCCGCGUUGGAUUCCCAUCGAUCCGACCAAAGAUCAGCUCGCGCGCUGGUACGACAGCGUCAAGACCUUCUAUUACAUGAACAAGCUCCUUGGGUGGGACAAUGUCAAGAGCUUGUUCUUCAAUAGGUUCAUUUGAGGUGGAAAACCCCGCCUUUUUGUAGAAAAUGUUCAAAUUUUUCUUCGAGUAGACUUUUUUGAGUCGAGUUCCAAUGGCUGGAAGACCUUGAGAUUCUUCUUUAUUUUGUUGAAAUAUUGCUCGUUUCAGUGUCGGUUAGAAGAUUAUGAGUUUUAUUCGAUUUUUUGAUUUUUCCAAAAGGUUCAUGAGUUUGAAAAGGCUAGAAAAUGUAGAAUUUCCUUUGUUUUGUCGAAGACGGGGUUCAGUUUUCCGCACUGAUUGGAAAUAGUUUUGAAUCGAAAUUCAGGAUUUAAAAAAAACGUUGAUUCUCGAAAUUGUAAAACCAAAAAUCUCAUCGUCUUCUGACCAGCGAUUUUUUAGGAAAAGAUUUUUCCAAAAAUCAUAUUUUUAGUCCUACCGUCGUUGACAGUAUUAAACUCGCCUUGAGGUAUUAUCGUGACUUUUUUCUAAUGGGUUCCUUUUUUUGGGUUUCUCCAAACGCCGAUGAUUUUCAUAUCUUGACCCGGUGAUUUUCACUUUUUUCACGGUUGUUCCAUCUUUUUUUUGCUGCAUGCUUCGCUUCGAAUUGCUCCAUAUGCUUUCGGAUUCCACGUGCGUCUUCUUUCGAAUUCUUUUUUUUUUCGUGUAUCAGGAGGUUCGGAAUCGAUUUCUACCUGAUUUCAAGCAAAUUUGAAAAAUAUGUUGAACUCGUGGAAGAAGCACGUGGUCCGGGGACAGUUUAUCAGAGCGCAAAUGACACGUUUUUUGCCUAAAAUUGUUCAUUUUUCGUUAUUCGCCUCUCGGCUCACGUCUCUCGGGUGUCGGUCAUUUCAGCCCUCUGAUAAACUGUUUCAAAAUGUUCCGAGUGUAUCGCAAUGCAUAGAAAAAGGUUUCCACACGCACAAGUUCAAGUUUUUUUUUCGAAUUUUUAUUCUUUGAGUUACUUUUUUGGGCUUCACAAUGCACAGGGAGAGCUAGAGGAAUGGCUAUGUCUUUCAGUUUUUCCAGAAUUUCGAAUAAGUUCUGAAGGUGUACAAGGUUUGUGUUGAAGAUCAAAAAAAUCGAGAAAAAUAGCCUAGGGUUUCGAAAACUUUUUUUUCGAAAUGACUUUGAAAACUUCAAAGUGGACCAGAGCUCCAUUCCGAAGGAAACCUAUUUUUAAAACAUUUCUGUUAAAUUUUCAAACGUUCUGAGAAUCUUGCAUUUUUGAGCGUUUCGAGUAGAACUUUUGGGCUUCAUGGAAUGAUUAAUGAACUACGAAAAAAUGAGGCUUUUAUUUCAGGCUUGAAUUUAGACUUCUGAAAAAUCAUUCCACUCUUUCGGAUUUUUUUUAAACAAAGAAGUAGGCUCUGAGUUUGUUUUUUUCAUUUCUUUUGAAAAAAACUGAUUUGAGACAUUUUUUUCUAAGAUGUUUCCGGUCUACAAAUGUCAAAAAAAUAACUCCCAAAGGGGCCUGAGCCUCAAAAAAAGUUUUUGGCUAGGUAAGAAAACCCCUAACAGCAAUUUUAGAAUGAACUAGACCUUUUUUUGUUGAAAAAUUUGCAUUUUGAAAAUUUAAAUAUAACUUUGUAGGAGAAAAGAUUCAUUAAGAAACAUUGAAAAACAAUUUUUACCAUUUUUUUUUUCAAAUUUCUGUCAAGCCUAUUCUCUAGCUUUCUCUUCCACCUUCACUUUCCAGAUCCACUUUUUCUCCCUAUUUUUUGUGGCUUUGGCUUCUUCUUCUCGCCGUCUUUCGCGUUCCUUUCCUACCAUGGGCUUUUAGCAAUCGCCGUUCGAGUCGUCCUUGUCGCGCUACCACAAGCUUCUCCUCCGCAGGGGCAGGACCACGACGACCAGAAAGGUCCUGACUACCACCACCACCCCUUCCACCACAACCACCUCCGAGCCGAGCACGACCACGACUCCUCGGAUGCCAAAGUCCCUCAAACAAAUCUACUCGACGAUCAUGACCAAGUCGACGGAACUCCUCCCGACCCCCGAGCCGGAGGGCCCGCGUCGGAUGAAGAAAAUGUGGAAGAAAGUGACGCCGAAGAAGCCGUCGACCACUUCUACUACCACUCCUACCACCACUUCUUCUUCUUCUACUUCCACUUCUACCUCUACCUCCACCUCGACCACAACGACGAGCCCAUCGAGGUUCAUUUGCAGCCACAAGGCUGGCGACCGAAUCGAACGACCCACCAUCGGACCAUUCAGGCCCAUCGAAAAGCAAACCUGGAAGCCGUUGACCUUCGUCAAGGCGACGUCGACGCCGACGCCGCCCCAGACGACGUCGGUUCGCGGCCUUCGCUUAUUGGAAUACCUUCUGGUGGGCAGUGGAAUGGCCUGGUCUUGCUGUUUGCAACUUCUUCUUCUUCUUCCUUCUUGCUUCCGCACUAAUAUACUCCUUACAAUAUAUGCUUUCCGAAUUGGAAAAAACAAUUUUUCUGCUUGAAAUUCAAUCUCCGUAACGGGAAACUCAAGUUUUAACUAAUCAAUACAUGGAGAAUGAUCUCUCCUGGGUAAAUUUUAGUGGCCACUAAAGAGGCUCGCCAAGAACUACUUGGAGAGGACACUAAAGUGGCCACUAUUUUCCGUUUUAGUGGCCACUUUAGAGGUUCUCUAUUUAGUGGCCACUUUAGUAUUUUUUCAUCCAGUACCCCUUCCAAUAACUCUGAUGAUUUUAAAACAAACAGAUUGGACCAGUUAUUUUGAUCCAUUGGCCCCUUAAGUGGCCACUAAAAUUUCAUAGGAACUAUUUCAAAAAAUCCUAAAAAGACUACUGACCUUGAACUUUCAGAGAAGUUGCUUAAGGGCUUUCGAAAAGCUUUUUUUGAAACAUUAAAUCUAAAAGUUGAGGUUUUUUUUUAUCAAGAUUGAUAUCACACACCUUUGUUUUUUUUAACUUCAAUAAUCCUCAUCAUUACUAAUUUUACCUGCUUCAGCUCAGCUUAAUUAAUCAUGGACUGUUUAAUAACCUCACUCUUUUAAUAGGAUGUCGUUUUUAAUUUAGUUUAGCAAAAAUUAAAUUUUUUAACAAAUCAUGAUAACGGAUUAAUCAGAUCAACCUUCCUUGAUCAAUUUGAACGUUGCCUACUCGAAUUAAUCCCCUCGGUUCAAUCACUUUGAUAAUAUCAUCAGACCCGUUGGGAGAAUGAGUGAAACCUCUAGCGAAUGGUACCAAGAAACCACUUAAACGACCACUCCGCACAAGAGCACCUCUGACGGCGAUUUUCAGCCGAACACGGAGCUCCUGGCGGCGAUCAAAGACGUCGUGGCCAAGUUCAAGGCGAGCCUCGACGAGGCCGGCAUCGACCAGGACGUGCGGCUGAUGAGUAACCAGCUGAGGAACACCUGGCAGCAGCUGAGAACUGGUUCGUCUUGUGUUGCUGUUGAUCUUGACCCGGUUCCGACGAGGAAGCUCACUUCACUUUGCCUUUUCGGAUUCUCGGAAAAUUGGCCAGAUUUCUCCAAGAUGUAGCUCCGAGGAGUUUCAACUUUCAAAGCUCUUCUUUUUGAAAGUUAAAACCUGGAAAUGGCGCAUUUUAACGGAUUUUGACUGUAUCUGGAACUCAGGGACUUCAACGGGUACAUCGGGAAUUAUUCUGGCCGAUUUCUAGAAAGUUCUCUAACGCAAAGCGAAGGGAUUUCCUUGUGAGAGGAGUUUGUCUUCAGCCAAUUAGAGAUUUUCAUGAUAUUUCAUUAUUUUACCGGGAAGUAUUAAAAUUGAACUAUUUAAAAGAUGAAUGUCCCUUUAAUUUUUCGACGAGACAGCUGCUUAAAGAUAAUAAUAAUUAUUUAUUUAUCCUCAAAAUGAAAAACAAUAAAUAAAGUUCAUAAAAAUGUUUCUCCCGAGGGACUUUAGAGCUUGGAGUAUGCGAUAGUGUGUCUCGGUGUGUUUACACCCUAAGCACCAUAAUUCACGGAACUUUUUGAUUGGCGUACAGAAAAAUAUAAAUUUUAUCAUUUUAAAGUAUAAUCUCGAACUUUUUUUGUUUUUCAGUGACUAUUGCUGUUUUUUAAAAUCAUAAUAAGCCUACAAUUGCUAGGAAAUUUGAAAAUUUUGCUAGGAUAGUUUUAAAAAAUCCAAAGACGGCAGCAAAAAGCCGUACUCCAUUUUUUUUUCUCGAUAAAAAACGGGCUGAAGACAAACUUCUUUCUAAUAUUUUUCGUGACGUGUUGAAUAGUUUUUGAGCCUUUAAAAAUGCUUCGAGUUGUUUGAUUUCAAUCAAGGGGUUUGGGAAGUUUUCUGCUUCGCGUUUACUGUAGUGCCGCUUUGGGAGUUGUUUCGUGUGCUUUUUUGUUGCCGUGGUGAGGAGAUCGAAGGCGAUGGGCGACACCCAUUCUCAGGCCUGGACCGCGGGAUGAAAGUCGUCCGACAGAGCGCAGAACACUCCGUCAGCCAUAUUAACUACGGUGGCCGGCCAGCUACGGAAUACGAUGGUCCGUUGUCGUGUAGAGUCUGUUCAGUUUUUGAAUGUCGAGCAGCUGACUCCGCCCCAUAGGCUACAGUAUCUUUCGCGUCGAUGUUUUGUAGCGGGUGAUUAUGUUCCUUUAAUAGCAGAGGUUCGCGCUUCAUUUUUUGGACUUUCGUUCAAUCAUGCAGAUCGAAAAGUAGCGCUAUUAAAGGAUCAUCGUCGCUUGAAUUAAAUAGUAGACGCAAAAAGGUACUGUGACCGUUUUGCAAGUUUUCUUGCGCUAUUAAAGGAACAUCUUCACGCACGAUAAAACAUCGACGCGAAAGAUACUGUAGCCUAUGGGGCAGUAGCUGCCUAACGUUUAAAAUAUGAACAGACUGAAGCUGUAGACGUUCGGGGAGUCAUUUCAGAUCAAAAUAUUUCAAUUUAUCAGGAAGAAAAUAAGAAAAAAACUCAUUUUCAUCUCAAAAAAGUUUUAGUAUUAAAAUUCAUCCAAACAGUCUUUGAAGGCCCAAACGAAAAAAGAAUUCGUGUCUCGAAUACGGAUAGUUUUCGCAGAAAUCUUAAUUUUGAACUUUUGCAAAUAAUUUGGUAGUUUCUAAAGGUCUUUCUGUGCCUAUCAAGGCUUAAAUAAGCAAAAAGCGCGUUUUUCUGAAAAAACCCAAAAUUUAAGGACCAAUGAAUGAGCAACUAGGACGACUGUUCGAGAAGGCGGCAGCCGACGCCGCCGACCAGAAGCGACAGCCCUGA
This is a messenger RNA of Caenorhabditis auriculariae, 9855 nucleotides long. NCBI's taxonomy places the organism in Eukaryota, Metazoa, Nematoda, Chromadorea, Rhabditida, Rhabditidae. The record is from the annotation of a GenBank genome assembly.